Neopsephotus bourkii (Bourke's parrot) is the source of this 3368-nucleotide messenger RNA. RefSeq names its product transmembrane O-mannosyltransferase targeting cadherins 2 (gene TMTC2). Gene Ontology annotation, biological process: protein O-linked glycosylation via mannose. Gene Ontology annotation, molecular function: protein binding; mannosyltransferase activity. The coding region runs from base 196 to 2493 and encodes 765 amino acids. Lineage: Eukaryota; Metazoa; Chordata; Aves; Psittaciformes; Psittacidae. The record is from RefSeq and is a predicted model, not a curated record. Gene Ontology annotation, cellular component: endoplasmic reticulum membrane. The transcript is spliced from 11 exons.
UCCCCUGCUCGCCACGCUGCCAUGGGGUAGGGGGCGGCGGAGGCGCGGGGAGACGCCGUCAGGCUGCUGCCGCCGGUGGAGUGGCUCCCCGCGGUGCUGGCGGAGCAAGGGACAGCCGCGGCGGGACUGGCGCGGGAGGCCGGGCAGGGGGGCUGCCCCGGUGCGAGCGCGGCGGCGGCGGCGGCAGGCGGAGAGAUGAUCGCGGAGUUGUUGAGCAGCGCCCUGGGGCUCGCCCUGUACCUCAACACCCUGGGCGCCGACUUCUGCUACGAUGACAGUCGAGCUAUCAAGACAAACCAGGACCUUCUGCCUGAGACGCCAUGGACCCAUAUCUUCUACAAUGACUUCUGGGGGACAUUGCUCACUCACAGUGGGAGCCACAAGUCCUACAGACCUCUCUGCACACUCUCCUUUCGUAUUAACCAUGCUGUUGGAGGGAUGGACCCAUGGAGCUACCACCUUGUGAAUGUCUUGUUACAUGCUGCAGUCACAGGCCUUUUCACAAACUUCUCCAGGAUCCUGUUUGGGGAUGGGUACUGGACCUUGAUAGCAGGCCUGCUGUUUGCGUCUCAUCCGAUCCACACAGAAGCUGUAGCAGGGAUUGUAGGGAGGGCAGACAUUGGAGCCUGUCUCUUCUUUCUGCUUUCUCUGAUGUGUUAUGUGAAGCACUGCUCAACCAGAGGUUCCUCACCAAGUACAUGGGGCUGGAUCUUGGGAACGGGGCUGUGUGCAGGAUGCAGCAUGUUGUGGAAGGAACAAGGAGUGACUGUUCUGGCCAUUUCAGCGGUGUACGAUAUCUUUGUAUUUAAUCGACUGAAAAUGCACCAGAUCAUUCCUGCUUUAUACAAGAGAAAGAAUUUGACCCUCUUCAGCAUCGGUUUGUUGACCUCCUGGGGCACUGCACUGCUGGGUGUCCGCUUAUACUGGAUGGGCAACAAGCCCCCAAGUUUUUCCAAUUCUGACAAUCCAGCAGCUGACUCAGACAGUUUUCUCACACGUACACUGACCUUCUUUUACCUGCCAACAAAGAACCUCUGGCUGUUGCUAUGCCCAGAUACCCUCAGCUUUGACUGGUCUAUGGAUGCUGUGCCUCUUCUGAAAGCAGUCAGCGACUGGAGGAAUCUACACACUGUGGCCUUCUAUGCUGGACUCCUCCUCCUUGCCUACUUUAGCUUGAAGGGUUCCAGCAAUGAGAGAGAAUGCAAUGGGAAAACUGUAAUGAACGGCAAGCAGAAUGCUAAUGGGCAUAGCUGCCACUCAGACGUGGAGUACAAGACACUGGAGGUGAAGUCAAGCUUUGCAUCAAAAGAAGAGAAUGGUAUAAAAAAGCUUGAAAUGCAGAAACUGCCACUUCCUUCAACUGAGAACAUUGUCAUUCUGUCUCUGUCUUUGUUAAUAGUGCCCUUUGUUCCUGCCACAAACCUAUUUUUCUAUGUUGGCUUUGUAAUAGCAGAGCGUGUGCUGUAUGUUCCUAGUAUGGGCUUCUGCCUGCUGGUUACAGUAGGUGUCAGGGCCCUUUAUGUCAAAGCCCAAAAGCGUUUUCUGAAGAACUUGGUUUUUUGUUCCACUGCUGCAUUAAUUGUUUUCUAUGGACUCAAGACUGUUGUCAGGAAUGGGGACUGGCAGAAUGAGGAGAUGCUGUAUAGGUCAGGGAUAAAAGUAAACCCUGCUAAAGCAUGGGGUAACCUUGGAAAUGUUCUCAAGAGCCAGAGCAAGAUUUCUGAAGCUGAAAGCGCCUAUAGAAAUGCCUUGUACUACCGCAGCAACAUGGCUGAUAUGCUUUAUAAUUUAGGAUUACUACUUCAGGAGAACAGCAGGUUUUCGGAGGCAUUGCAUUACUAUAAACUGGCAAUUGGUAGCAGGCCCACGCUAGCAUCUGCCUAUUUAAAUACUGGUAUCAUCCUGAUGAACCAAGGGAAGACAGAAGAAGCCAGGAGGACUUUCCUGAAGUGUUCAGAGAUCCCUGAUGAAAAUUUGAAAGACCCUCAUGCCCAUAAAAGCUCUGUCACUAGCUGUCUUUAUAACUUAGGAAAACUUUUUCAUGAGCAAGGACACUAUGAGGAUGCCCUCAUGGUUUACAAAGAAGCAAUACAGAAAAUGCCAAGGCAGUUUGCCCCACAGAGCUUAUACAACAUGAUGGGAGAAGCCUAUAUGAGAAUGAGCCGUCUGCCAGAAGCAGAGCACUGGUACGUGGAGUCACUGCGAUCCAAGAGCGACCACAUCCCAGCCCAUCUCACCUAUGGAAAACUGCUGGCCCUGACGGGACGCAAGAGUGAGGCAGAAAAGUACUUUGUGAAGGCUAUUCAGCUGGAUCCUACCAAAGGAAACUGCUACAUGCAUUAUGGUCAGUUCCUCCUAGAAGAAUCCCGCCUGAUAGAAGCAGCUGAGAUGGCAAAAAAAGCAGCUGAACUGGAUAAUACAGAAUUUGAUGUUGUUUUCAAUGCAGCCCAUAUGCUCAGACCAAGUACUCUUUGCAGUGAUGUUCUGCUGUAAUAGAAAUGAAUCAUCUUUCCUCCCUGUCAUACUCCUGUUGCUGCCAUUAGCCCAAGGAGUGUCACAGGAUUCAGAAACAUGUAGAUGUUUCUUCAGAAUUGCAGUCAAAUUCUUCCAAACUUGGGUUACAGCUGCUUUGAAUAAAAACAAUCACAACAUGCCUUCCAAGUCAAUUAUUCUUCUACUAAAAUGUUUUUCUUUUCCUUUCGUUGAGAAAAAAAAUUUAAAUUAAAAUGCAACCUGAAUAAAGAAAUAUCAGUUUUUAUAAAUUUUUAACUGGUAUGCUGCAGGUUAGUUUUAUUUGGUUUGUUGAAGCUUUGUUUUUUUUUUAAUUUGUAACAGAAUUGUUAGCUGUGUCCAGAUGCAGCUAAGUGUAUUUAUAGAUGGUCUGUUCUCAGUUUAGCAGUCACAAGAAAGACUUCUAUUCCUUCUGUCAGGUAUUCUAACACUGUUUACUGCCUCUGUGACUAAAUCUGAAACCGAAACCAAGAAAAAAACCAAGUUAGAUCUGUAUGCAUUAUUAAGACAACUCCCUGUUCCUAAUUACACAAGCAUAGUUAUUAUUUUUUUGCCAAGAUGACUUCUGUUGGAUCCUGCUAAUGCAGCACCAGAUGAAUCAAGUCAUCUGUAAUAGGGGAGAGAUAUGGAAUGAAUGUAAUUAAUAUCUUUGCAACAGUCUGGUAACUUAUAACUUGCCUAAUACUUGCCUGUAAAUUUUGUUUUCUCAACAUAUUUGUUUUCUAGACAGCUUCAUUCAAGGGUCAUGUUUGGGUGGUUCAUCUUGAAACAGUCACUGGUCAUGUGUUUUACUUUUGUAGUGUUUGCUAUGCUCUUUUGCUUAUAGCAGUUUGAAGCCUUUUUGGCAAAGAUACAUU